Messenger RNA from Phytophthora sojae, 1395 nucleotides. RefSeq lists its product as hypothetical. The transcript is spliced from 2 exons. Gene Ontology annotation, biological process: rRNA processing. The record is from RefSeq and is a predicted model, not a curated record. Lineage: Eukaryota; Oomycota; Peronosporomycetes; Peronosporales; Peronosporaceae. Gene Ontology annotation, cellular component: Pwp2p-containing subcomplex of 90S preribosome; small-subunit processome. The coding region runs from base 1 to 1395 and encodes 464 amino acids. Gene Ontology annotation, molecular function: protein binding.
AUGGGCAAGCGCGCUCCCGCCGUCCCCGUCUCCGAGACGGAGAAGCUGCUGGCCGAGGAGGUCUUCCAGACCAAGCCGCAGCAGUCCAAGAAGAACAAGCGCAAGGCCAGAGCCAAGGCCAACAAGCAGGAGCAGCAGGGCCCCAAGCUCAAGGCCGCGUGGGUGGACGAUGACGACGACGACGUCGAAGUGAGUCUCGAGGACCACUCGCACCUGCGCAAGCUCCGCAAGACGGAGAACGACGACGUCGUGGACGGCAAGGAGCUGCACCGCCGCCUCAAGAACUUCCGCAAUGGAUCGCUCGGUUCCGUGUCGUGGGCUGACCCGAAGAACUUCUUGGGCGACCGCCAGGCCGACUCGGACGACAGCGACAAUGAGGAGGCCGAGCUCAUCCGCAGCACGGGCAAGAUGCUCGAGGACUCGGGCGAGCUGCUGCCGCAGACGACGCUGGACAUGGUGCGCAUGAAGGACGCCAACCAGCACUCGCCGUCCAAUGCCGUGAUCCAGUCGGUGCAGUUCCACCAGAACGGCCAGCUGCUGCUGACGGCGGGUCUGGACAAGACGCUGCACCUCUUCCAGGUGGACGGCAGCAACAACGCCAACAUCGAGAACGUGUUCGUGAAGGACCUGCCCAUUACGGACGCCAAGUUUACGAUGGGUGGACAGCGCGCGGUGCUGACGGGACCUCGCCAGUACUUCUUCUCGUACGACAUCGAGGCUGGAAAGAUCACCAAGAUCCCUGGACUCUAUGGACGCAAGGAGCGGAAGCGCGAGAAGUUUGUGGUGUCGGACGACGGCGAGACGAUUGUGUUCAUCGGAAGCAACGGCUACAUGGAUGUGGUGUCGGCCAAGUCGUACGAGUCGAUCGGAACGCUCAAGAUGAACGGACACGCCCAGUCGGCCGCGUUCUGCGAGAACGACCGCUACUUGCUCAGCACAGGAUCAGACGGACAGGUUUACAAGUGGGACAUGCGCACCCGGCGGUGCGUGUUCGUGCACGAUGAUGAAGGCAGCUUGGGCAACCACGCCCUGGCUGCUGGCGGCAAGUUCUACGCUGCGGGAUCCAAGAGCGGUGUUGUCAACAUCUACGACAACGAUGGGAUGACUGCCAAGCCCAAGCCGCGCAAGGCGCUGAUGCACCUCACCACCCAGGUUGACCACCUCAAGUUCAACUCCACGUCGGAGAUUCUGGCGAUGGCCUCGUCGGAUAUCAAGGACUCGCUGAAGAUGGUGCACAUGCCGUCGCUCACGGUUUUCGCCAACUGGCCGACGGCACACACGCCGCUGCACUACGUGUCGGCGAUGGACUUCAGUCCGAACAGCGGCUACUUCGCGGUCGGCAAUGCCCGAGGGCGUGUGUUGCUGUACCGACUGACCCACUACAAGUCCACAUAA